AUGGCUAAUAGCUCAUCCACCUUCUCGCUCGCUGGCAAGGGCCUCAAGAUCGACACCAAAGAAGAUCUCGAAAAGCAUAUUGAGCCACUCACAUCUUCCUCCACAAAGACCACCCACAUCGAUCUCUCGGGAAACACGUUAGGAGUAUCGGCCUGUGCCGCGCUUGCGCCCAUACUUUCCUCACAAUCUGCGCUGGAGUCCGCCGACCUGCAUGAUAUCUUCACAUCCCGCCUCCUCGAAGAAAUCCCUCCGGCACUAGACUCACUUCUCACUGCACUCCUUGACUGUCCGAACCUGCACACGAUAGACCUCAGUGACAAUGCAUUCGGCCUCAACACGAAAGAUCCCCUCGUGGAUUUCCUCUCGAAACAUACUCCACUUAAACACUUGAUCCUGAAUAACAAUGGCAUGGGUCCGAUUGCGGGCACAGCCAUCGCCGAGGCACUAUGCAAACUGGCCGAGAGGAAGGAGGCUGCACGAAAAGAAGGAAAGGAUGUCCCAUACCUGGAGAGUAUUGUCUGCGGGAGGAAUCGACUGGAGAACGGAAGCAUGGCUGCAUGGGCCAAGGCUUACGAGGCGCACAAGGUCGGCAUCAAGAGCGUGAAGAUGACGCAGAACGGCAUUCGACCUGAAGGCAUCUCACAUUUAAUCACUUCCGGUCUAUCGAAAUGCGAAAACCUCGAGAUCUUCGAUUUGCAGGACAACACGUUUACGAUCAAGGGCGCUCAGGCACUGGCAAGAGCAGUUCAUGGAUGGUCAAGUCUCAAAGAGCUCGGUGUUGGUGAUGACCUUCUCGGCGCUCGAGGAUCCAUCAAGGUCUUUGAAGCCCUUGCGAGUGGGAACAACAAGGAUGUCGAAGUUCUCCGGUUGGCAUAUAACGACAUCACUCCAGCUGGUGUCAAGGCGUUACUGCAGGCUGCCAAGGAUGGUCUUCCCAAACUCCGGCGUAUCGAAUUGAACGGCAACAAGUUUGAGGAGGACGACGAAAGCAUCGAAGAAUUGGCGGCACUUCUGAGCGGAAGGAAGGACGAGAACGCCAAGGACGAUGACCCGGACGACCAUUGGGGGCUGGACGAACUCGAUGAGCUUGAAGGCGAGGACGAAGACGAGGAAGAAGACGAAGCUGAAGAGGAGGAGGAGGAUGAAGAGGAGGUCCGAGAAAGCGUGUUAAAAGACGCGGACCAGGCAGAAAAUGCUACGGUGAGCCAGAAGAAGGAUGCCGAUGUCGAUGACUUAGCUUCUGCUCUUGAGAAGACGCAUGUAUAA
This is a messenger RNA of Cladophialophora carrionii CBS 160.54, 1266 nucleotides long. RefSeq lists its product as uncharacterized. The record is from RefSeq and is a predicted model, not a curated record. NCBI's taxonomy places the organism in Eukaryota, Fungi, Ascomycota, Eurotiomycetes, Chaetothyriales, Herpotrichiellaceae. Gene Ontology annotation, biological process: nucleocytoplasmic transport; activation of GTPase activity. Gene Ontology annotation, molecular function: GTPase activator activity; small GTPase binding. The transcript has a single exon. Gene Ontology annotation, cellular component: perinuclear region of cytoplasm; cytosol; nucleus. Bases 1 to 1266 code for a protein of 421 amino acids.